Messenger RNA from Platichthys flesus (European flounder), 2115 nucleotides. It is a transcript of the gene uevld, whose product is annotated as UEV and lactate/malate dehyrogenase domains. The coding region runs from base 101 to 1513 and encodes 470 amino acids. The transcript is spliced from 12 exons. NCBI's taxonomy places the organism in Eukaryota, Metazoa, Chordata, Actinopteri, Pleuronectiformes, Pleuronectidae. The record is from RefSeq and is a predicted model, not a curated record. Gene Ontology annotation, biological process: protein modification process; carboxylic acid metabolic process; protein transport. Gene Ontology annotation, molecular function: oxidoreductase activity, acting on the CH-OH group of donors, NAD or NADP as acceptor.
GCUACUCCUCAAAGUUUGCGGAAGUUGUGGGAAGUGAAGUGUCAGGAGAAGAAAACCCUGAGAGAACCGGGCUCGUUGCUUCUGGCUCUGACUCGAAUAGAUGGACCUCAGCUCGGAGAACAUUCUGCGGAUCCUCUCGAAGUACAAAUUCCACGAUGUUGCUGUUGAGGAGCUGCAGAAAAUCCAUCGAAUCUACUCUGGGAUGAAACCUUCCACCGGCACAUACACAUUCAGUGACGGCACCCAGAAAGAUCUCCUGAAACUGGUCGGCAACAUCCCUGUCAAGUAUGAUGGCCGCUCCUACAACUUCCCCAUUCAGCUGUGGCUCAUAGACUCGUUCCCCUUCACUCCUCCCAUCUGCCUCCUGAGGCCGACCCACAACAUGGUGAUCAGAGAGGGCAAGCACGUCGAUGCCAAGGGACGGAUUCAUCUGCCGGGGCUUCACAGCUGGGAUCACCCCAAGUCGUCCGUGGUGGCGCUUCUGAACGAGAUGAUCGCCAAGUUCGAGGAGGAUCCUCCGCUGUCCUCCAAGAGCACAGGAGAAAACAAAGACCCCCACGAGCUCCUGGCCUUCGUCUCCAACCUCCAGAUCAACGAUGGUGGAAGCAGACCUCACGAUCAACAGAUCAACAAAGUCUCGGUUAUCGGGGGAGGAGACUUAGGCGUGGCUUCUGUGAUGAGUAUCUUAGCGAAGUGUAAAGUGGAUAAACUGGUUUUCAUUGAUGUCGCCGAGAGUUCCACAAAGGGAGGGAGCUCAGACCUAGAGAUCUUCAAUCUGCCAAAGGUGGAGAUUUCCAGAGAUGUCUCGGCCUCGGCAGGCUCCAGAGUCGUGGUGGUGACGGCUAACGCGUGGAGCGGCGACCAAUCCUAUUUGAGUUUGGUUCAGACCAACGUGGACUUGUACCGAGGAAUCAUCCCGAACCUGGCACGAGUCAGUCCCAACGGCGUGCUGCUCAUCGCCUCCCAGCCAGUGGACAUCAUGACCCACGUCGCCUGGAGACAGAGUGGCUUACCCCCGACACGGGUGAUCGGCGCAGGGUGCAACCUGGACUCGGAGAGACUAAGUCACAUCCUGGAUAUAAACCUAAAUACCCACAAACAAGCCUGGGUCAUAGGGGAACUGUCAGACAAAAAAGUUGCUGUGAUGAGUAACACUGGGCUGAGCUCCAGCGUGCAGCCGGAGAUCGCCGCGGGUUCGGGCUCCACCAAACCACUGCUGGACAGAGCGUUCGAGCUCAUGAAGAACCGAGGCCAGCGGGCGUGGUCGGCGGGUCUGUCCAUCGCUGACAUCACAAACAGCAUCUUGACGAAUUCAAUGAAGGCCCACUCUGUCUCCACAUUGGCUCAGGGCUGGGGCGGUAUAGGUGCGGAGGUGUUCCUCAGCCUGCCGUGCAUCAUGGGAUCGACCGGCUCCACGCGUCUGGCCGGAGUGUCGCUGGGAAAGGAGGAAGACGAGAAACUCCGAACCAGCAUCACGUCCCUUUCUAAUCUCAUGAGCCAGCUCAGGAUGUGAUGGUCGUUCUGGGAGGAGCUGCUACUCGCACAGGAGUCAAUGAAGUUCUGUCUGAUGUAUCAAUAUGUGCAAUCUAAUAACACUCUUUGUUUUUAUUGUUCUUUGUCUUUGUGUAUUAAAUGUGGGUUCAAAACUGUUUAGGAAUGUACAGAAUGUAUUUUGUAUUGAAUUUACCAGCACUGAGAAGUGACUAAUUUUUAUCAUUGAAAAUGUCUAACUUUACAUGAAUGUACUGUUGUAUAUUUUUUUUAAGCCGUAAAUAGUUUAGAUUUGUGGUUUAAAAAUCAUAUUUUUGUCUCUGAUCACUUUGUAUGAUUAUGUAAUUUAAGCCCUAAUGAAUUGCUCUGGAGAAAAUCAUGGUGUUAGUUAAUAAAGUAAUGAAUAAUAAGGCCAUAAUUUGAAUGGCCUUACUUGUCACCUAAGUGCUUUUCCCCACAUUUAAUCAGCAGAUGAAAAAGCUUUUAAAACGACUUAAAUAUUUAAACAGGCUUUUCUUUAUUAAAUUACUGUGUGUAAAGAGAUUCCACAUCUCAAACCCUAAAAUGUUGACAUGAAGGAAAAUGACAUGAUCUUGUUGGUGUGCAAUAAAAUAAGUAUCUGAC